AUGCGUACAUGCCAGGCCGAGAAGAGCGCGCCGAGCCAUCAGAGAAUAAGGAUCGACGGCGCAACGAGCACACAAAUCGCGAGCGACGUCAUAAGCCGGUCCUCUCCAUCAUCGGAAAUGGCACGUCGAAACAAGCGCAAUACGGGGGUUGGCCUAGCCGGCGCAACCAUCGUUUGGCUCAUCUUCCAACGGAUAGGAUAUUCUUUCAUUACCUUUAUUUGUCGACUUUCCAUACUCUCCUUGGUCGCUUUGUUUCUGUGGUCGAACUUCUCCUUCUAUAUUAAAAAAACUACUUUUAACUUCCCGGAGAUCACGCUCCCGGAGGAUCUAUGCAACAUCGUAGCUCUUUCACUAACAGAUGCAUUCAACAAGGCGAUCGGUGAGCUUCGCAAAGUGGCUUUGGGUAAGGACACGGUGAAAUUUCUCCAGGCUGUUUUCGCGAUGUGGUUUGUGUCCGUGGCUAGUAGCUGGCUCGACUUUUUGACAAUAGUUUACAUGUCGGCUGUGUUUAUUUUGAUGAUGCCGUUGUUGCACGAUGAGAGGAACGAUGAUCAAGUGGACUCGUACGCGCAAAAGGCGAAAUCUAGAAUUACGAAACAGUACAGCACGUUGGAUGGGAAAGUUCGCCUAAACUUCACCCGAGUUCCUUUCAUUGUAGAUAAUAAACAAGAACAACAACAGCAGCAACAAUUAGAGUCGGGCUUGCCCGUUUCGAACAUGGAUGGGCAAUCCACCGAGCAAUAA
Andrographis paniculata is the source of this 744-nucleotide messenger RNA. Its product is annotated as reticulon-like protein B5. The record is from RefSeq and is a predicted model, not a curated record. Bases 1 to 744 code for a protein of 247 amino acids. The transcript is spliced from 6 exons. Lineage: Eukaryota; Viridiplantae; Streptophyta; Magnoliopsida; Lamiales; Acanthaceae.